Molecule: messenger RNA, 3274 nt
Organism: Lipotes vexillifer (Yangtze River dolphin)
Lineage: Eukaryota; Metazoa; Chordata; Mammalia; Artiodactyla; Lipotidae
Gene: PHTF1
Product: putative homeodomain transcription factor 1
Exons: 18
Coding region: 470-2758 (762 amino acids)
Cellular component (GO): endoplasmic reticulum
Source: RefSeq, a predicted model, not a curated record
CGGCGUCUCCGCCUCGGGGGGAAGAUGAGGCCUGCCUGGCCCGGCGCCUCGCCCCCGGCCUCAUGGCCGGGCCGGGGCCACUGAGGAGGAAGGUCCCGGCCACCGGACUGCGGGGCAGCGGGCACCAGGUGAGAGCAGGACUCCUGGGAGCGGAGGAGGUGGGGUGCAGGUCAACUCCAGCGACCUCCCCUCCUCUCCGUCUUCCCUGCAUCCCUGAACACACUCGCACAAAAUAUCGCAGAGAGGCUUCUCCUCUCCGGUCUCCACUGCGCCAGAGGUUUUUUUGGUAUGCUUUUGUUUUUUUCCUGGCAAACGGCAGGGGAACGAGACGGUCAGCAGCGCAUGGAGAGGCUGAGAGAAGCGUUAUUUGAGUUCUACGCAAACUGGGAGAGUACCUUUCAGCAACUGGGCUCACUGACUGGUUUUCCUUCAUUUUCAGUGAAAUCCCAUUCUCUGGCUGGAGACACAGAUGGCCUCAAAUGAGAGAGAUGCUAUAUCGUGGUACCAAAAGAAGAUUGGAGCAUAUGAUCAGCAGAUAUGGGAAAAGUCAAUCGAACAGACUCAGAUUAAGGGCUUCAAAAACAAACCAAAAAAGAUGGGUCACAUAAAGGCAGACUUGAUUGAUGUUGACUUAAUCAGAGGCUCAACAUUUGCCAAAGCCAAACCUGAAAUUCCGUGGACAUCUCUGACUCGGAAGGGGCUUGUUCGAGUUGUAUUUUUUCCAUUUUUCAGCAAUUGGUGGAUUCAGGUUACCUCUUUAAGAAUCUUUGUUUGGCUGCUACUGCUUUACCUCAUGCAAGUUAUAGCACUCGUGUUCUAUUUUAUGAUGCCUAUCAUGAAUGUAAGUGAAGUACUUGGACCCUUGUGCCUUAUGUUACUCAUGGGAACUGUCCACUGUCAAAUUGUGUCUACCCAGAUGACAAGGCCAUCGGGAAACAAUGGAAGUCGGAGAAGAAGAAAAUUACGAAAAACUGUAAAUGGUGAUGGGAGCCGAGAAAAUGGAAAUAACUCCUCUGAUAAAGCCAGAGGAACAGAAACUUUGGAAUCUGCACCCUUUAAUGGUGGUUUUUGGGGGACUCUCUUUGGCAACAGGAUGAAAAGAGUAAAAUUAAUAUGUAGCAAAGGGACAGAGACUGACAAUGACUCAGGUUGUCUGCAUCCUAUCAUCAAGAAGAGACAGUGUCGACCAGAGAUGAGAAUGUGGCAAACAAGAGAGAAAGCAAAAUUUUCAGAUGGAGAAAAGGGAUGCAGGGAGCCAUUUGGGCGUUUGGGCAAUGGGAUUUCAGAUGAUCUGUCAAGUGAGGAUGAUGGUGAAGCCCGGACACAGAUGAUGACACUGCGGAGGAGCGUGGAAGGGGCCUCAAGUGACAACGGCUGUGAAGUUAAGAAUAGGAAAUCAAUACUUUCAAGGCACCUAAACACUCAGGUAAAGAAGACCACUUCCAAGUGGUGUCCUGUUGUGCGGGAUUCAGAUAGUCUGGCUGAAUCAGAGUUUGAAUCGGCAGGCUUCAGUCAGGGCUGUAGAUCUGGCAUGAGUGGUGGCUCUCGAAGCCUCAACAUGUUGAGAAGAGACUCGGAGAGCACCCGUCAUGACUCGGAGACAGAGGAUAUGUUAUGGGAUGACCUGCUGCACGGCCCUGAGUGCCGGUCGUCUGUCACCAGCGACAGUGAGGGGGCCCACGUGAACUCCCUUCACUCAGGGACCAAACGUGACCCCAAAGAGGAUGUUUUUCAGCAGAACCAUUUAUUCUGGCUUCAGAACUCAAGUCCUGCCUCUGAUCGAGUUAGUGCAAUAAUCUGGGAAGGGAAUGAGUGCAAAAAGAUGGAUAUGUCUGUGUUGGAAAUAAGUGGUAUCAUCAUGAGCAGGGUUAAUGCGUAUCAGCAAGGAGUAGGUUAUCAGAUGCUGGGAAAUGUCGUCACCAUCGGAUUAGCAUUUUUCCCUUUUUUACAUCGACUGUUCCGAGAGAAGAGCCUUGACCAGCUAAAGUCCAUCUCAGCUGAGGAGAUCUUGACUCUCUUUUGUGGGGCACCACCUGUUGCACCUAUUAUUAUCCUGUCUAUAAUUAAUUUUUUUGAGCGACUGUGUCUUACUUGGAUGUUUUUUUUCAUGAUGUGUGUGGCGGAGAGAACAUACAAACAGAGAUUUUUAUUUGCAAAACUCUUCAGCCAUAUUACUUCUGCCAGGAAAGCUAGGAAAUAUGAAAUACCUCAUUUCAGACUUAAAAAGGUGGAGAACAUUAAGAUAUGGUUAUCACUGCGUUCCUUUCUAAAGAGACGGGGCCCGCAGCGAUCAGUGGAUGUGGUUGUGUCUUCUGUCUUCCUACUGACACUUUCCAUUGCUUUCAUUUGUUGUGCCCAGGUUCUCCGGGGACAUAAAACUUUCCUAAAUGAUGCUUAUAACUGGGAGUUUUUGAUCUGGGAAUCAGCUUUACUACUUUUCUUACUGCGCUUAGCCUCACUGGGGUCUGAAACCAAUAAGAAAUACAGCAAUGUCUCAAUAUUACUUACUGAACAGAUUAAUUUAUAUCUUAAAAUGGAAAAAAAGCCGAAUAAGAAAGAGCAGCUUACUCUAGUAAACAAUGUAUUAAAGCUAUCCACCAAGUUGCUGAAAGAGCUGGACACACCAUUUAGACUCUAUGGACUGACAAUGAACCCCUUGAUCUACAAUAUCACACGAGUAGUUAUCCUUUCUGCUGUCUCAGGUGUUAUAAGUGAUCUUCUCGGAUUUAAUAUAAGACUGUGGAAAAUUAAAUCAUAAGCUGAGUCAUGUGCCCGGACUUUCUCCCCUUGCUGGCAUCAGUGCUUAACCCAUUAAGGAAAGAGAUGACUGCAAACCCACGAGACACCCAGCUGCUUGUUCACACGGAGAGGUGCCCUCAGCUCUACCUAAUCUAACGAAUGGUGUUUUCAGAGGAACAGAGCCUUUUCCAUCUGGGUGUGCAUGCUAAAAACCUGUAUUUUCAUGGUUUUCAAAUAGUAUGAAUAGUCAGGAGACUGAAGACUGUUGUGUUAUAGUAACUUAAGGACAACUUUUUAAGUUAGGAAAUUUAUUCUGGGCAUUUCAGUGCUGUGACAGUUAUAUUUAUUGGAAAUAGUCUUUUGGGUAACUAUGGCAGAUGCCCAAAGCAUGAAGCAAAAUCCUUUAUUGGAAAUAUGCAAAUUCGGUACUUUUCUAUUACAGUCUAUAGAAUUGGAGAUUUCAUUUCUCUAGCAAAGAGAGAUCAAGUUUAAACUAUUUUAGGUUGAGCCUGAAUAAAAGAACUUUAUUGGAGAA